GUGCCCUCCAAAUUGAACUGAGUGAAGAAUCUGACCAAGGCAAAUAUGAGUGUGUUGCAACCAACAGUGCGGGUACACGCUAUUCUGCCCCUGCCAAUCUAUAUGUCAGAGUUCGACGGGUCCCACCGAGGUUCUCUAUCCCCCCCACCAAUCAUGAGAUCAUGCCUGGCGGGAGUGUAAAUAUCACGUGUGUUGCGGUGGGGUCACCAAUGCCAUAUGUGAAAUGGAUGCUAGGAGCAGAAGAUUUGACACCCGAGGAUGAUAUGCCAAUAGGGAGGAACGUUCUUGAGCUUAAUGAUGUCAGGCAGUCUGCAAACUAUACUUGUGUUGCUAUGUCUACCCUUGGUGUUAUAGAAGCAAUAGCACAGAUAACAGUCAAAGCUUUACCCAAACCUCCUGGAACACCUGUGGUGACAGAAAGCACAGCAACAAGCAUAACAUUGACUUGGGAUUCUGGAAACCCUGAACCAGUUUCCUACUACAUAAUCCAACACAAACCCAAAAACUCUGAGGAGCCAUAUAAAGAAAUUGAUGGGGUGGCAACAACACGCUAUAGCGUGGCUGGCCUGAGCCCAUAUUCAGAGUAUGAAUUUCGGGUAGUUGCUGUAAAUAACAUUGGACGAGGGCCACCUAGUGAGCCUGUGUCAACAAGGACUUCAGAACAAGCACCUUCAAGUGCACCACGCAAUGUGCAAGCCCGUAUGUUGAGCUCCACCACUAUUUUGGUACAGUGGGAAGAACCUGAGGAACCUAAUGGGCAAAUACAAGGUUACAGAGUUUAUUACACCAUGGAUCCCACUCAACAUGUCAACAGUUGGAUGAAGCACAAUGUGGCUGACAGUCAUAUUACCACUAUUGGAAAUCUGGUACCCCAGAAAACAUACUCCGUGAAGGUUCUUGCUUUUACUUCUGUUGGGGAUGGACCACUUUCUAGUGACAUACAAGUCAUCACUCAGACAGGAGUGCCUGGUCAGCCAUUGAACUUCAAAGCAGAACCUGAGUCUGAAACAAGCAUAUUACUUUCCUGGACACCUCCACGCUCUGAUACCAUUUCCAGCUAUGAACUAGUUUACAAAGAUGGGGAGCAUGGGGAAGAGCAACGGGUUUCCACUGAACCUACUACAUCUUAUCGCUUGCAAGGCUUAAGGCCAAACAGCUUGUACUUAUUCCGUCUAGCUGCACGUUCUCCACAAGGCCUGGGUGCUUCAACAGCAGAAAUCUCAGCAAGAACCAUGCAGUCAAAGCCAUCAGCUCCUCCUCAAGACAUUAGUUGCACAAGCCCCAGCUCCACUAGCAUUUUGGUAAGUUGGAAACCUCCACCGGUGGAAAAACAGAAUGGCAUUAUCACUGAAUACUCCAUCAAGUACAUUGGGAUUGAUGGAGAAGAUGUCAAGCCCCAUGAAAUUUUGGGAAUUUCCUCGGACAGUACCCGAUACCUUUUGGAACAGCUGGAAAAAUGGACUGAGUACCGGAUCUCUGUGACUGCCCACACUGAUGUUGGACCUGGCCCAGAGAGCUUAGCAGUAUUGAUUCGGACAGAUGAAGAUGUUCCUAGUGGUCCUCCUCGCAAAGUCGAGGUAGAGGCUGUCAACUCUACUGCUGUUAAAGUGUCAUGGCGCUCACCUCUACCCAAUAAGCAGCAUGGUCAGAUCCGAGGAUACCAGGUCCACUAUGUGAGAAUGGAAAAUGGAGAGUCAAAGGGUCAGCCCAUGCUGAAGGACAUCAUGUUGGCUGAUGCACAGGAAAUGAUAAUUUCUGGGCUUCAGCCUGAAACGACAUACUCCUUCACUGUGACAGCCUAUACAACAAAAGGUGAUGGAGCACGCAGCAAGCCCAAACUCAUAUCUACUACUGGUGCAG
Nestor notabilis (Kea) is the source of this 1860-nucleotide messenger RNA. RefSeq names its product receptor-type tyrosine-protein phosphatase delta-like. NCBI's taxonomy places the organism in Eukaryota, Metazoa, Chordata, Aves, Psittaciformes, Psittacidae. The record is from RefSeq and is a predicted model, not a curated record. The transcript is spliced from 8 exons. Gene Ontology annotation, molecular function: protein binding. The annotation marks the transcript as partial.